GGUGGUGUUGAACCAGCGUAAGAGACUCGUUCAUCCAAGUCACGGGGUGAUCAUGUGGGGAGCCCCCCGAUGCGGCUAGCGGGAUUAAAGCGGUGGCGGAAAAGCUGUUUAUCCGCCGCUUUUCAGUUUCCUUUCCUGGACAGCAGCAGAAUAGCUUCACUUUACACCAUCGACAAGAACCCUGAAGGGCAUAGGGCGGGCUGGACGGUUUUAAGCUGCCAAAAUGUUUUAUGAUCUGAAUGUGCCGUAUUCCCCUGAUGACCCUGAGAUCCUCCACACGCUGGAGUUUCUUGCAGAAUUGGGCUACACUACUGUCGCCUUGUCUCAAACGAUCACCGGGAAGAUACCCCCCAAUGCUGCCCCGCCUUCUCCUCCAGCAAAUGCUCCCAAGUCUCUCACGCUGCUGUCCCGCGUGAAUAUCCCGCUCGCAGAUCCUUCGCAGAAUCAACGUCUGACGGCCCUGGCUGAGACAUAUUCACUGGUUGCCGUACGACCUACGAACGAAAAGUCACUUCUCAAUGCAUGCAACAACCUGGAUUGUGAUCUGAUCUCACUCGACUUCUCAGAACGUCUUCCGUUCCAUUUCAAAUUCAAGACACUGGCGUCGGCCAUCUCGCGUGGGGUUCGUUUCGAGAUCUGCUAUGGCCCUGGUGUGACUGGAAGCGGCUUGGAAGCACGACGGAAUCUCAUUGGGAAUGCUAUGGCUCUAAUUCGUGCCACGCGAGGAAGGGGCAUCAUCAUAUCGAGUGAGGCCAAGAGGGCACUAGGUGUGCGUGCUCCCUGGGAUGUGAUCAAUCUUGCCUGUGUCUGGGGUCUGUCACAAGAGCGCGGGAAAGAGGCAAUCUGCGAAGAAGCAAGAAAAGUGACUGCGCUGGCAAGAUUGAAGAGAAGUAGUUGGCGGGGUAUAGUGGAUGUGGUCCACGGAGGGGAGAAGCCCAAGAUUGAGCCUGCGAAGACAAAGAAGAGUGCCCCUGCAGUCUCAGAUGCCGCCGAUAGCUUAAAGAGAAAGGCAUCUCUCAGUUCAGAACCGCCAGCAGAGGAGUCCGAGAAGCCUCUGUCCAAGCGUGAGAUGAAACGGAGAGCUAAGAAGGCACGUCUAGAGGCACACGGUCCAGAUGCUCCUUGAUACAAGCGGGCUAUACAGGCGGACUUAAAGGUACGCCAUAACACUACUACAGUUUACAGUCACGAAUCCGAGGGACAGAAACCAGUGCUGCUAGCAUCUAAGCAUGAUGUCACCGGAAUUUCUA
This is a messenger RNA of Paecilomyces variotii, 1250 nucleotides long. RefSeq names its product RNase P subunit p30-domain-containing protein. Gene Ontology annotation, biological process: tRNA processing. Bases 224 to 1126 code for a protein of 300 amino acids. The record is from RefSeq and is a predicted model, not a curated record. Gene Ontology annotation, molecular function: RNA binding. The transcript is spliced from 2 exons. Lineage: Eukaryota; Fungi; Ascomycota; Eurotiomycetes; Eurotiales; Thermoascaceae. Gene Ontology annotation, cellular component: nucleolar ribonuclease P complex.